This is a messenger RNA of Trichoderma harzianum CBS 226.95, 468 nucleotides long. RefSeq lists its product as hypothetical. The coding region runs from base 1 to 468 and encodes 155 amino acids. Lineage: Eukaryota; Fungi; Ascomycota; Sordariomycetes; Hypocreales; Hypocreaceae. The record is from RefSeq and is a predicted model, not a curated record. The transcript is spliced from 2 exons.
AUGGCCAGCAACGAAUACUACCAGCAGGGCUACCCUCCUCAGCAGGGCGGCUACCCUCCGCAAGGCUAUCCUCCCCAGGGCUAUCCUCAGCAGCCCCAAGCUAGCUACGGUCCUCCUCAGGGGCAGUACGGCCCUCCUCAGGGUCAAUAUGGUCCUCCUCAGGGCCAAGCUCCCAUGCAGUACGAGCAGGCUCCUCCCCCGGAUAACCAGCGCGGUCGCGGCGGUGACCAGGGCUGCUUGAUGGGCUGUAUCGCCGCUCUGUGCUGUUGCUGCGCCAUCGAAGAGGGAUGCGAGUGCUGGUAUGUGGCUUUUCAAUCUCAAACUUUACCCCCUUUUUCCAAAACCUCUCCCCCCGCGACCUUGUUUGCGCCAAUCACUAAUACCAUGCCAGUAUCGAUCUUUGCGAAUGCUUCUUUUAAACUACCAAUCGACCAUAUCCGACAAUUACGAAAAGGAAAGGAAGAGUAA